Messenger RNA from Trichoderma asperellum CBS 433.97, 936 nucleotides. RefSeq lists its product as uncharacterized. Lineage: Eukaryota; Fungi; Ascomycota; Sordariomycetes; Hypocreales; Hypocreaceae. Gene Ontology annotation, molecular function: methyltransferase activity. The record is from RefSeq and is a predicted model, not a curated record.
AUGACCACAGCUGGAUUUCUUUACGAGCCACAGCCAGGCUACAUCGCACACACUCCCCUCUCAGCCAGUUUCGUCACCCGGCCGUCUCAUCUGGAUGCCGCUCUGUUCCUAGCAGGGACGGCCGCCCCCGCUGCGUUGAACAUGGCCGUAGCCACAAAGAGCUACGGCCAUACUGAUAGCCCUUAUGAAUGUGCUUACUCGAUUGCAUUUAACACAGCACAAUCUUUCCAGUCGAGCUGUGGCACUAACCCAAAAUUGAAGAGGCAGUUUGUGGCCUAUACUCGUCAUAUGGAUUCCACCGACGAUGAAACUGCUACCGAGCUACUCGGUCGCCUUGAUUGGCUCAAAUUAGGCAACGCGCGAGUUGCAGACGUGGUUGCUGAGUCCAUAUCACCUGCUUCAGCACUGGCUAAACUCUACCCAUCAUUGAACUUUGUCGUGCAAAUGAACGACACCACAUCUGCAUCGAACGGCUAUACGAUGAAUAACCAACUGAUGGACCGCAUUUUGGUGCAGCAGCGGACCAGUGGACAGCAACAGGUCGUAAAGGAUGCGGCGGUAUACAUGGUACGCUUGACAUCGUCAGUUCUGGUGACGCCUUUCUCCCAGCUUCGUACGCAGAUUCUGGCGGAGCUGGAGGCACACGUAAACGUUCUGAGCGCAAACCCAGCGGCUACCUUGAUCUUACAGGUGAGGGUUCUUCCUAAAACCACUUCUCUUGAACACUAUACCGCGGGCACUGCUCGUGUCCUUGAUCUGUCUCUGCUGCAAUUAGGAAGCGAUCGUCCCAUGGAAAUAACUGAUAUCUUUGCCUUGGUGGACGACGUUCAUCAUGAUGGAAGUGGCAGGCUCGUCAUUGUAAAGAAUAUGUGUGUGCAGAAUAGUGCUUUUGUGGUCCUAGGAGUGAAGUACCAAGCCGGACCUUAUGUACAAUAA